AUGUUAGACUAUUUUUUACGAUUCUGGAUCUAUAUUUUCGAUCGAUUAAUAUUAUACCCUCUGCUCAAGCAUUUCUCUAGAAAGGUUGGUACGCACUUUCUGAAUCUUGGUUAUUGGCCUACUACUACAUUCAAUGAUAACAGAAUCAUCAAAACAGUCGAGAGUAUCUUAGAAGGUGAAAAAGAUCCCAAACUUCCUCAUUAUUAUCUUUACGAAAAGGCUUUAAGUCUACACCAUGCCUAUCCACUUUUCUCUGGUCAUUCUAUAUUCGAAGUUGGAUGUGGUCAAGGUGAAGGCAUAGAAUGGAUUAAAAGAGCCCAUCCAGGAAUUAAAAAAAUCGAAGGACUCGACCCAAUACCUCAAAACCACCCGUUAAUAUAUAAAGGCUCUGCAGACAAGAUUCCUAUCGCCGAUUCCUCCAUGGACUUGGUGCUGAACAUAGAGUCAUCUCAUCUGUAUAAGAAUUGCCAAAAUUUUUUUUCGGAAAGCAUGCGAAUUUUGAAAAGUGGGGGAUACAUCUGCUGGGCAGAUUUACGUUACAAAGAGCAGAUCGAAGCAGUUAAAGAGCAGGCAGUAAGAGCAGGACUAAUUGAGCAGAAAUGGUUAGACAUUACUCCGAACGUGCUACAAGGAAUUCCACGAACUACCGUAUAUUACGAUAACGUGAUAGAUCAGGCUCCACUUCUGAUAAAAUUGUUCAAGAGCAGUUUAAGAACAACUUACUGUGCCCCAGGAACAAAAACGCACGCCAAGUUUGUGAAUGGCACGAAAGGAUACUAUUGCGCACUUUGGCAAAAACCUAUUUGA
Molecule: messenger RNA, 807 nt
Organism: Auanema sp. JU1783
Lineage: Eukaryota; Metazoa; Nematoda; Chromadorea; Rhabditida; Rhabditidae
Source: the annotation of a GenBank genome assembly